UUGCGCGACGUAACCAUGCAAGUAACGAGGAAUGGAAACCGAACAUCCGCGUCGGCAACUCAAACUUCUUUCCAAGAUAUUUCCGACGUCGAGGAAUUUCUGGACUUUAUCGCGUCUCUUCGCCUGCAGUACAUGCCCCAUAGGGGAAGUCAAUGGGAUAGGGUGCUUCAACGGGCUGAGUUCUUCUCGACUUCAGUGCACCACUUCCGGAAAGCGCUCAAGGACUUCGUUCCCUCCAGCGAUGAGGCGGCUCACCUUGUUUGGGGAAACUGCGUUGCCGAAUAUUACUCUCGCGGUGGAACAUCCAACAGCGUUGCUGAGUUCGACGCCACUUUCGGACGCGCUGCCACUGUCUUUUUCGAACACAGGGACUCCCUUGCCAAUGCGUUUUGGACCACUCAGCUGGGAAAAGAAUCUUCAAUGAUCGAGGACAUCCGUCAAUUCCUGUCACCCAACGAUACGAUCGCCAAAGAGCUGGUUUCCAACCGCCUUGGGACAUGUAGCCGCCAUGAGGAGUUUACAUGCGAAUGGUUUGACACGCCGUUGAAGGACUUCUUCCGCUUUGGCCAAGAAAAUGUCUUCCUCAUAACCGGCAAAUCUGGUUGUGGAAAGAGUGUCUUGGCGGAAUGGAUUGUUGAGAGGCUGCGUCGUCGACAAGGACGGCUCAGAUGCGAUGUUAUAUCCUACUUCAUUGAGCCUGACAUCAAAUCUCAGACAUCGCCUCUGAGCAUUGUCAAAGGCCUGCUCUUACAGCUUUUCGACAGAAGCGUAGGCAACAUCGAAAUGGCCGAACGCAUCACGUCUCUUCUCAAAGAACAGGUCUGGAAUGAGGACAAGAUGGAGCAAGCCCUGUGGGACGUCCUCGAAAUCGGGUUGAAAGACAAGCAGUUCAUGAUUGUUAUCGAUGGGCUUGACCAGCUCGAUGGAGGUGACGACGCAUGCACCAGGUUUAUUGGCCGCCUGCAUCAGAUGACUUCGAAGUGCCCCACAGGCAAGGCUAUUGUGUUGUCUCGGCCACUUAGGAAGUCAGGAACUGGCCAUAUUCGGCUUUACAACAUCGAAGUCAAACACGUCACGGAAGAUAUCACACGUGUUGUCCGAAGUUUGGUCGCCUCAUCCCUUCCAGCGAUCUCAAUGGAUCAAAAGUCGACCAUCGUCCAGCGUUUGGUAUCUUGUGCAGAUGGCUCAUUCACACAAGCCGUUCUCAUCCUGGAGAUCCUCAAGCAAGAAAAGACGUUCGACGGCAUCACUCGAACGUUGGACAAGGCCCCAAAGACACUGCUUGAGACGGUGCAAAAACUUCUCUCUUUCCUAAAACUCGAUCACAAGGAAACACGGUCUGCCAUUUCCUGGCUCUUGGCCGCUCAUCGACCUCUCACCGUAGAGGAAAUCCGAUGUCUGAUGAGCAUCGACACAGCCAACAUGACCAGUACACCAAGGCUCACUGAUGCCGAGAACGAUGUGCGGAGCGCCCUCGGCCCUUUCGUACGCACUCAAAAUGGAGUUGUCCGAUUCAGCCAUCUACCCAUCAGACAUCAACUCCUCGAGCUCGCAGCGGGCGUGAAAGAAUCCGGCAAGGCCGAUGCACGCUUCCCGUUUAGCCUCCAGGAAGCGCACUGCGACUUGGUUCUCAAAUGCCUUGCUUAUGCGAACAUCUCCUUUACGGAGUCACUCUCCCCCACGAUGGAAGCCCUUCCUCAUGGCCACAUGAAGAGACUAUUUGAGCGCUAUCCGCUUUUGGAAUACACUGUGCGGUACUGGGCAAUCGAUUUCCUGAACUCGCCCAUGUGCCAGAAGAAUGGCCAACCAAACAUCACCAACGAGCUCAAAAAAGUCUUCCCAACAUGCACUGCGUUGGCCGUACUUGAAUUCAGCUGCUGGAGUCCACAGACCAUGGCGACCGACACCAUCAAGUUGCAGGAAAUGGCCAUGAACCUGCGGCAAGCCAUCACAGGCGACCAUUCAGAGACGACUUUCCAGUCACUGAUCGCCAUCUCCCGCACAUAUCAGCAGCUUUCUCGGACCCCCGAGGCGCAGGCGAGCUACGCUCGUACGUUCAAAAUCGGCCUCCCGCUAUUGGGCCAACUCAACGGCGUGCUAGCCGCGAUUGUGGCCGAGUACGUGCAAUCCACCGAGAGAGUUGCGCCGCAAAAAGACCAAAAAUCCAUGGAGGUUUGGGAAGAAAUGCUGCAGUAUCUGAUUUCGUACCUGAAGCAUACACGGGGCGCAUCGGACUCACUCACCAUCAAGUACACGGGUGAACUGGCGGCGCUAUACCGUCAGACCAACAAAAUCGAUCGCGCCGGCGAGCUGCAACGAGAGCGCUACAACAUGUGCGUUGAGCACUAUGGGCACCAGCAUCCCGAGACUGUCAAUACGCGCAGGAGCUUGACGCAGCUCCUGAAGGACACUGGCAAGACGUCCGACCUCACUGGGUACGAAGUGUCCAGCUACGAGUCAUCGCGCAAUUCGCUUCCUCUCACGGACCGCGCUCUCAUCGACGCGGCUCUCAGCAUGGUGGCCCACUACGAGACGAUACAGAAGACGGGCAAGGCAGAGGGCGUGUUGGUGGAGCUGUGGCAGACCAUUGCGCGGACGGCCCAGACCAACAACUCGCCUGCACUGCAGGAGCGAAAGGUCCAGAUCGCGCUUGAGUACGAAAGCUUCUUGGAGAGCCACGACCGCACUGACGACGCGAAAAACGUCCUUGUCGGCCUCUGGUCCGAGUACGAGAGAUGUCUCAACCAGUCGUCCCAGCUGGAUUUCACCGAAGAGACGCUGAUGAGCGUCCUCACCAUCGGCAAAAGGCUGUGCCAUCUGUCUUCGCUCAGCACAGCAAAGCUGAUAUUCAUGACGCUGUGGACGUUCUGCAAGCAAAACAACAAGCAGAACAGCGAGCUAGCCAGGGAAUCUGCGCUUUGGCUGUCCAAGGUAACCAAGGAAGUGUCAAGGUCUUUCGUCUUCGACACUUCCACGAAGCCGGGCACGUCGGCCCCUGGCGAGCACACCGGGCACUCAACGCAAUCGGGAGCUCUCAUGACCGCGGAAACACUAUCCGCACUGUAUGUGCGGCAGGAGCGGUGGUCCGAGGCCGUCAAGGUCACGUUCAAGGUGCUCGAGGUCACCUGGCCAUCGAUAGUGAACGGGGACAAGGCGGUCCUUCCCUUGCACAACCGCAACGAAACCAUCGACCUCGCCAAGCGCCUGGCACUGUGCUACUUCAAGCAACGACGGAUCGGCAAAGCCGAGCUUGUCCUCGUGCACGUUUUCCAGUCGUGCAAAACCCUGGGCCCGCAAGACGGCCUGUUCCUGGCGGCGAUGAAAGAGCUCGAGGAUUUCUACGAGACGACGUACCAGUUCGAAAAGGCCAUCGACGUGCUCGGCGAGACGUACGAGCUGCAGAAGAAGAACCUCAAGCCCAGACACGCCACUACCAUCGAGACAGCGUACCGGGUGGGGCGGCUUUGCAGAGAGCUGCACCGGAUCAAGGACGCCGAGAAGUAUUUCUUAGAAGUGGUUACGGCUUUGGAUUCUGGGAGCAACAUUCUCGAGUGGGGCGCGGUCGAGGCGGCGCUCGCCUUGUGUUCGAUUUACAAGGAGCUGCAGCAGUGGAAGGCGGCCGAGCACUACUACACGCUGCUGUGGCAGACGUUCCUCCAAAAGGCCGAGGUCCCUUAUCGCUGGAUGCCUGACACCGUUGAGAGGAUGUUCUACGGCUACUUUGGGUUGCUUGACAAUAGGCUCCAGGUUGAGCACAAGAUGCUCAUCCGAAUCUCAACAGAGUAUCGAGAGAGGUGUCUCAAGCUCUUCAGCGGGCAAGACGAGAUGGUAGCCAAGGCGACGAUUCAUCUGGCGGUGGUGUAUGGGCGGUCGGACGAGCACCGCUCGCAGGCCAUUUCGACCUACGAGAGCGCCUUCUCCAACACUUCCAAGAGCCCGAGCUUCAGCAAGACGACGAUCAAGCAGAUUACGCAGGCGAAGCAGAACCUCGCGCAUUUGUACUCGACCCAGGCUUCCACGAGCAACAAGGGCGUGACGCUGUACGCGGAGGAAUACCAGCAGAUCGUAUCCCGGGAGGGGUAUGCCUCGGACCAGGCCAUUGGGCAACUUACCAAGAUGACUUCGUCCCUCUCCAAAGAGACGAACCAGGAAACCAUCGGCCAGGUUCUGCAGCUUCUGCAAGCCUCCGUGACCAAGAUCGCGCUCACUGAAACGGAUCGCCGGAAGUUGUUUGUGUCAGCGCAGGCGAUGGCCAGGCUCUACCUGCAGCUGGGCAAGAAGGACACGGGGAUGUGGAUCCUCAGCGAGUUCCGGAGGCAGAUCAUCACCGAGGAAUACGACUCCAAGCUCAGCAUCAAAGGCGCGGGAAGGCACACUCUCGUGUUCAUAGUUGCGUUUGAGGAAGCGCUGCGCGGCGCAACGACCAACAGCCUCUUCAGCGAGCUCAUGGCGUCGCUGUUGAACGAGCAUCUUCUCUACCAGAGCUACGUCCAAGCAACCAAGAACAGGACCAGUUUCGAGGUUACCUUCAGCCAUGGGUCGCGUCUGUGCUUGCUGUACAAGCAGGCGCAACGUACCGAGGAGUUCAAGAAGGUCGAGCGAGACCUGUUCAAGCAGUUCGUGUCCUGCUUCCAGACCUCAGAGUCCUCGCCCAUGGCCAAGGAGUUCUUUGGCAUCUGCAUCGACGAAAUGGGCAAGAACGACAGGGACUUUGCGGUUGUUUCGGCCACGAGCACAAACGUGCAGAAGUACAUGGAAGCGUCCAAGUUCAAGGAAGCGUACGAGCUGUCGGUUUUCAUCGACCGAUUCCUCCAGCUCUAUGGCGGGUAUCAGAACCGGCAGAACAUUGAACUCGCCUUUAAGCUCUGCCUUGGGCUGGCAGGGCGCGGGACCCGCAAGUGCCAGGAGCAGAAGCUGCACCAGCAAAUGCUCGAUCUGUCCGCGUCCAUCCUGCAGAGGGUGCUGGAGUCCUUCCGGCGCUCCGACAUCAGCUUCAGCGCCAUGUCGCUGGCCGAGCUGAACGAUCUGGUCGGCUUGCUCGGCGAGCAAAAAGCGUAUGAAGCACUAGAGAUGAUUCUCUCGACGCUGUGGACGUCGCGGCACUCGCAGACGGUGUGGUCGUCGGCCGUCAUGGUCAACAUCGGGCAGCGCCUCGUCGAGGUGCAGUUUAUCCUGCCCGGGCGGCGCGAGCACGCCAUCCACCUGGCCGAGGACAUGACGUACAACCUGCGGCGGGUGUGGGGGGCGGUGGACGCGACGACGCUGGAGAUGUUCGAGCUGCUGGGUAGCCUGUACACGGCGGACGGGAACCACCGCGCGGCGAUGGGCGUGUACGAGCGCGUGCUGCGCGAGGUGCUGGAUGCGUACGAGGAGUACGGCAUGAUUGACACGGCCGAGGGCGCCCAGCUCGCCGUCACGUACCUCGAGCUGCUGAAGCGCUCGUUCCUGCGCCUGGGCGGCUGGGACAAGGACGCUGCCCAGUACCGCAACCUGUACGGGCAGCUGCGGGAGCUGUUCCAAGGCGAGCAGGCGUGGUCGGCCAACGCCGUCGCCAGCCACGGCAUCGACUGGAACGUCAAGGAGAAGGGCAACGGGCUGGGCAUGUGGAAGCAGCCGGCCUCGUUCGAGUUCUACACCGAGAGCGAGAAGAUGAAGCACCAGAACCACUUGCGCCGCACGAGUGGGCUG
Aplosporella prunicola CBS 121167 is the source of this 5688-nucleotide messenger RNA. RefSeq lists its product as uncharacterized. The record is from RefSeq and is a predicted model, not a curated record. Lineage: Eukaryota; Fungi; Ascomycota; Dothideomycetes; Botryosphaeriales; Aplosporellaceae. The transcript is spliced from 4 exons. The annotation marks the transcript as partial. Gene Ontology annotation, molecular function: protein binding.